AUGUGGCCUCUAAGAGUAUAUACCCGCAAGAAGCAAGCUUGCCAAAGGCUCAACCUAACGCCUACUCCGGACCUAAGCGUCCCCGCGAAGAUGGAGGCCCCACCAGGCCCAGACCGCGGGCUCGUUGCCCACCGUAAGCCCCGCGGGCCCGGCCUAUGGGGUGGGAUCUGGGGCGGCUGGGCCUUGGCCCAAGAACCUCAAAUCCCGCGGGUGGAGCUCCAGGACUGUAGCCCUGAAACGUGUCGUCUUCUCGCAGGCCUGAAAGGGAAACGGAAAGCUCGCGGUUUGCCGAAGGUCAUGGAGAAAGAGGAGCACAGCGGACCAGGAGAGAGCGGCUGUGGGUCGCUGAGCAUUCAGUUAAGAGUUACAGGAGAGGAACACUUGAAAGCAAAUAGCUCGAGUGAAGAAAGCCAGGAGGAGAAUGCUCCAUUGAGUGAGUCAGUGACUGAUUGUCUCCAGGCUGAUAGUAGUUCAUCAAAUAGCGAACUAAUAUCAGGACUAAGUUUUCAGCAUGAUAGUUCCAGUUCUCUUCUGAGUCAUUCAAUCACAGACUCUUAUACAGAAUGCAACAGUUUUGAAGAGAGUUUAAGUAGCUUCCCAUCACCUGAACUGUUCAGAGGGCCAGGUUAUUUAGAUUUGGAGCAUCUCAAGUUGGAAGACCACAUGCAGUACAGGAAUUCCACUCUUCUGGAUAGCAGUAAAGCAGUAGCAAUAGAAAAGGCACCACAGUUUUCAAACCUCUCUGCCAUUUUAGGUGCAUCUUCAGAAGACUAUCAGAAAUGCCACAAAAGAACGGUGGUGGCAUUAGCAGACCAAAAUCUCUUUUCAGAAUCAAAGAGUACUUCAAAUUUAGAAACAGCUAAUGCAUCUUGUGAAGUUUUACUUGCUGAGAAAACGUGCCCUCCAGCCCCUGAAAAAACAAAGAAAAAAAAAACAAAUUCCACUGUUCCUGAUAAGAAAAGCAGAGGCCUGUUAACAAGUACUCCAUCUUCACAGACAAGUAGUUUUGCGAUUCCUUCAAAUACACCAGAAAUGUGUUGUAUUAUUAGGGCAUCACCAGGAACUAGAAAAGCGAAAAUUAAAGCUGUUACUGUAAAGAAGAAAUACUCCCCUUGUAAAGAUAUUCCCCAAGUUGGCAUUAUGCUAGUUAAAGAGAAAAAAGUUGGUGGAAAUGAACCACUAGAAGAGUACAACAGAGAUGUGUGA
Messenger RNA from Chrysochloris asiatica (Cape golden mole), 1206 nucleotides. RefSeq lists its product as uncharacterized. NCBI's taxonomy places the organism in Eukaryota, Metazoa, Chordata, Mammalia, Afrosoricida, Chrysochloridae. The record is from RefSeq and is a predicted model, not a curated record. The transcript has 11 exons. Gene Ontology annotation, biological process: female meiosis chromosome segregation; meiosis I sister chromatid cohesion; homologous chromosome segregation. Gene Ontology annotation, cellular component: kinetochore. The coding region runs from base 1 to 1206 and encodes 401 amino acids.